This is a messenger RNA of Cokeromyces recurvatus, 1924 nucleotides long. RefSeq lists its product as uncharacterized. The record is from RefSeq and is a predicted model, not a curated record. Lineage: Eukaryota; Fungi; Mucoromycota; Mucoromycetes; Mucorales; Mucoraceae. The transcript is spliced from 4 exons. Bases 413 to 1675 code for a protein of 420 amino acids.
CAAAAAAAAAAAAAAAAAAAAAAAAAUGUUCAAUGGUUUAAGAUCUGAACAAGACGCUUGGACAACUUGUGUUAAAGUCAUAUUGGGUCUAUUAGGUGUGUUAUCUUUAGUCAUGUUAUUAAGUCACUAAUUUUAUCUCUUUCCCUCCCCCCAAACCCCACUUUUAGAGGAUAGUUUGUUGAAAGGUGCUAUUCCUACAACAAAAAUUAAUUUUAAUGAAGAAAAUCGUGAAUGGUCAAAAUAUAAUGAAAGUACAGAAACUUUAUCAACACCUGAAUCACCUAGUAAUUACAACUUGAAACGUAAACGCAGUUUUUCUAAUUCUGCCCAAGAUCGUAAAUUACAGAAACUUUCAAGCAGUUUAGCAAAUGAUAUUGCACGUAGUCUAUCAGUAUCACUUGAUGAUGUUGAUAUGACUACAGCGCCUCCACCACCUCAUCCUUUUAAUUAUAAUAAACCUCUAAAUGAAGAAAAUCCUAUGCCAGCUUUACGUCGAAUAUCUAUGAGUGGAACUUUGAAUCCAACCACAGCAUCAUCCUUGGAACAAUGGUUAGAAUUACAAGCGCAAAAGAAUAAUAUACCAUUAAUCGAGUUUAAACAUUUGUUUAAUGAUAAACAAAAACAGCUUAGAAAAGAGCUGGAAUUACUGCAAAAACCAGAUCAAGAGUUUGAAUCAUUGCGUGACCAUUUAUCUAAAGUUUUAAGAAUAGCAAAUGAACUUAGUGGAGAUCAUACAUUACCAUUUAUUGAAAUUUUUCCGGAAUGGACCUUAUAUGAAAACAAAAUCAAUAAGCUUGCUUCUUAUGUUCAGUCAAUGGAAGAUAUGAGUUACUCAGUAAAUAGUACUAUACCUCAAUCAAAUGAUUUAUUGGAAGACAUAAAAAAGCUUCAAGGAUUACUAGAGAACAAAAUAGCACUUUAUGGUGAUGCGUUAAUACAGAAUGGGUUAGAAUGGAAAGCGAUGGGGAUGCCAGUCAAUGACUCAUUAUUGAUUGCAACAAAGGAAUGGCUACAUAAUCUUUGCACGGGUUUGUUAGAUGCAUUAGAUACUGAAUGUAAGAAAGCUCAAGAAUUAGCUAAUAAUAUGGAAGAGCUUAUUCAUUUACCUAUGGGUGAGAAUUUAAUGGCUUGUAUUUUAACAGGCCUUGAAUUUAUAGCAGAAGCAUCCUGUUUUAUUGGAUUUACUUCACAUAAACUUAUUUAUGACUGUUGUGUAUUAGCGGCGAUUUAUGAACAAUGGAUUUCUGAGAAUUUAGAACAUGUAACUGAUAAUUCAGAUAUGAUAAAAAAGUCCUCAAGUACGAAGAGAAUGGAUAUUCGUUUUAUGCAACUGAUGGAUAAUGCAACGCGUAUAUUGUCCUCUUUAUAUAUUCUAGAGGAAUUAGAAUUAAGACAUAAAGAUAUACUUCAUUUAGCAAGUUCUGUAGCUGCAGUUGAGAAUCUUACUUCAGUUUUAGUGGAAUUAGUAGUGAGAGCAAUUAGUAUAAUUGAAACCGAUAAAAAAAAUGCUAGUACAAAUAGUAAAGUAGCUGGAAAUAUCAUGACAAAUCCACAAACAACGUUCAUUUAUAUGGGUGAAUCUUUAUUAGCCUUUGCAGAUAAAAUUGUCUAUUUAGCAGGAAGAGAAUAUAAAGACGGUUAUCGAAUUCAGGUAGGUAGUAUAAUUUAUAAUUGAUUCAAACUUGGUGGAUUUUAUUAAUAACGUAAAUAGGCUUUGCAUACCUUUUUGGAAGACUUGGAAAACUCGCUUGAAUCUUCUUAAAUAUAUGUAAAAUAAUCCAUGUUUUGUAAAUUAUCUUUGUAAUAUAUUAGUAUAAUUUAUCCAAAUCUACUAUUCAGUUUAAACGUCACAUUAUGAUGUACAUCAUUUUUGACAUGUAUUUCUAGCGGCGGAUAUUAAAAUUUAAAAAGCAUUCAUAAUUUG